UGCCCUGCAUGCGGGUACGUCUCCCCGCGCAUUGCUGAUCUACGGCGCCACAUGAAGACGCACCAACCGCCCGAGGAAUGGGUAUGCUGCGGCUUGCCGGCUAAGUGGGUCCUCCCGGAAGGCGUGCAGCUCGAAAGCGUGGCGGGCACGUACUGGUACAAGGACGUACUCAUGAUCGGCGGCUGCAUGAACGGGUUCAGUCGGCGCGACUCGCUCGUUCGCCAUUUGCAGACUGGCGUCUGCCGUGGUGACGCCGAGGUGGUUCAUGCCAUCAACCAGGGCUGCGGCGCAUUGCUCGACAGUGAAGGAGUGCAGCCGUCGUUUGGACCCUUGUGAUGUGCAAAUCUACUCUCUCAAAAUAUCUGACCCUCGCAUUUUUGAAUAGACAUUUCAUCAUUUUCAUGUAUUGAACCCUCACAUGUGUCGACUGGAUCACCCUGUAUUAACAGUACCGAAGAUGCCUCGGAAGUACUCCAGGUAACCUGUCUAACCAUAGUACUAUCACGUCUGUUGUAAUAUCUCAUCAUCAGUGUUGUUAAUAAUAUUUCUGUGCUGAG
Molecule: messenger RNA, 557 nt
Organism: Laetiporus sulphureus 93-53
Lineage: Eukaryota; Fungi; Basidiomycota; Agaricomycetes; Polyporales; Laetiporaceae
Exons: 2
Coding region: 52-336 (94 amino acids)
Source: RefSeq, a predicted model, not a curated record